AUGUGCGAUUUCCUCUUCUGCAUCACAAAAAGAAUCGGGCCGGGGCUGCGGGAGGCCCACAGCUCGGGCCGCGUGGAAGCAAGCGACACAACUUGGGGUCGGUGCAACCCGGGAAGGGGGGGGGGGGGGCACCGGCUCUCGGGGAUCGGGAAGGAGAACGGGGGCGGGGGGGGGGGGUGUUGGCGACCGGGCAGCGCGGCGAGAGCGGGCGCCCCCCAGCCGUGCCCGCGUCCCGGUGCUGCAUGGCGCUGCUCAGCCUGCCUUGCAGAGGGAGCUCGAGUCCCGCUCUGCGCCUCGCAGCGCCUCUCACUCCGCAGCACACACCAGCGCAGCGAGGCGGCGGCCGGCAGGAGCGGGACACGCAGCCACCGUCGUCGCCACCGCCCUGCGGUCAGGAAACGGCCGGACACCGAGGGAAACCACGGGAAACGGGUGGAGGGCGACGGGCCGUGCCCCGCAGAGUUCCAGGAGCAGAGUCAUUUUGUCCUGCCCUGCCCUGACAGAAGGCUGCUUUCUUCCUCCGAUCUCUCUACAGCCAAGGUGGAGCUUAUCCUGGAAGGUGGCAUUGUGCUGCAGGGAGGACACCCACGUCGUUGUAGGUGCCCGUUGGGACCCAGAUCUCUCGGUGCCUACAGCUGUGGUGUGAUGCAGUGCUUUGGGAGGAACACCGCGCUUCCCUUCUGGGGCUUGUCCAGCCCCCGAAGCAGGCUGAGGAAGGCAAAGCGAGCAGUGAUGCAGCAAAAUAUCCCCUGGUUACCCCAAUCCCUUCCCGCAAUCCCAUCUGCAGAUAAAACUGCAUCCAAAAGUGGUUUCGCUAAGGUGAUGUCCUAUCUGGGACACCCCAUGCACCACGACGUGCCGUGCAGCGUUAGCACGGAGCUGCAGGCUGGCCGUGCCCUGCCUGUCCGGCCACACGUGGCAUUCUGCCUGAAUCAGCCCAAAAAGCUCUGCUCCAGUGAGAAAACAGGACAUGGAGGCUGUAACCUGCUGGGAUUUGCUUAGAAACCCCGGGGAAGCACCGAUGGACGGAUCCUGCCCAGCCUGGGGGCCAUAAAUCCCCAGCUCCGCUGGUGCUGGCAGUGCCUCUGGAAUUGCUGCUGCACCAGCGCUGGUGCCGUGGGGGUCCCUGCCUCUGCUGCCUUUUGGGGUGUCUGCUGCUCUCACCUGCUCCCCCUCCCAGGAUCGUAAGGGCCACUAAGAUGAUUAAGGGAUUGGAGCAGAUGCUAUAUAAGAAGAGGCUGAGAGAGCUGGGACUGUUUAGCUUGGAAAAAUGAAGGCUGGGGUUUUUUUCUUAUCUGUGUCUAUUAAUACCUGGUGGGGGGUAAAGAAGACAGAGAUAGAUGGUCCUCGGAGGUGCCCAGUGAAAAACCGAGCACCAAACAGCAACUGAAAUACCAGGAUUUGAGUUAAACUUCAUAAAAAAUUAUUUUUUAUUUUUCUGUGAGGAUAGUCAAGCACUGGCACAGGUUGGCUGGAGAAGUUUUGACACCUCCAUCCUUGGAGACACUCAAAACCCAACCAGACGUGAUCCCGAGUUCUAACUGACACUGCUUUUGAGCAGCAGGGAAUAGAUGAGCGUUUCCAAAAUUCCCACCUCAACUAUUCUGUGAGUCUUUGAUCCAUUACGGCUCCGUGAUUAGACCGAAAAGUGCCAAAUCUUUACGGGAACGGGUUUGAAAAAACAAUUCAGCUGAGUGAGCUCCGUCACCCCUACACAGGGAAAAACAGUAGA
Messenger RNA from Grus americana (Whooping crane), 1732 nucleotides. RefSeq lists its product as uncharacterized. The record is from RefSeq and is a predicted model, not a curated record. NCBI's taxonomy places the organism in Eukaryota, Metazoa, Chordata, Aves, Gruiformes, Gruidae. The coding region runs from base 1 to 1002 and encodes 333 amino acids. The transcript has 4 exons.